Mizuhopecten yessoensis (Yesso scallop) is the source of this 3575-nucleotide messenger RNA. RefSeq lists its product as uncharacterized. Bases 273 to 2921 code for a protein of 882 amino acids. Gene Ontology annotation, cellular component: plasma membrane. The transcript has 6 exons. Lineage: Eukaryota; Metazoa; Mollusca; Bivalvia; Pectinida; Pectinidae. Gene Ontology annotation, biological process: phosphatidylserine exposure on apoptotic cell surface; engulfment of apoptotic cell; apoptotic process involved in development. The record is from RefSeq and is a predicted model, not a curated record.
AAUUAAAGCCUUUUCCAGAAAAACGGAAAUACACACUUGAGGUAUGGCUUUUUGAAUGUCUCUGAGGUAUAAGACUCCUAGUAAAACGGUUAAUCAUAGGCCUACUGGCUGCUGGUACGUUUCAUUGGCUAUGAGAAGAGAAUGGGGAAUCCCCUUGCGCAUCUAUUAAUAUUUCCAUGGUAUGAAAUGUGUCACAUACAAUUUCCGUUAGGCUGUAAAGACCCGGUUGGUAGAGGUUACACAUGCUGAAUUUUACCUGACAACCAAUCGAUAUGUACAGCUUUCGUCAUAACAACAGAGGAAGGGAUGUCCCAGAUACUGGUCUGCAGAGAACAUCCUACAAGUUCAUGUCCGAUGAAGUGGAACCAGAAAUUCGCUGUGAGACAGCGGGAAAAUUGCGCGGUUCGGUGAUCUCUCAUAGAGUAAACAAUGACGUAGCCACUGACCAUAACGGAACAUCAGACGUUGGCGAUUCAACCGCGCUGAAUAUGGAGAAAGCCGGGGAUGACCCCCUUGACGUCAGUGAUGCAACGCUCCUACCUAGGGAUCAGUAUGACCUCGCUGACCUGACCCGUCAAAAUAACGGCAGUUGUCAAUCGUCGGUCAAAACCUGGCCGCCUGUUUACACCAGACUGGACCUCGCGUUCUCGAUCACAUCCCUUGUCAUGUUUGCAGUGGACCUCGGGACGGACGUCGCGCUAGUGGUGAAGUAUCACGUGACUGACCAGUACCUUCUGAGGAAUUUGACCCUGGGCUUCAUCUUGGUCCCAUCAUUAGCGUCAGGUUGUGGGUCCGUCGUGUGGAGCUACAUAGACUACAGGAACCAUGUGCGUCAUAACAGGAGCAAGUGGCCCAUGGUCGUCCGAUGUUUGUUUACGUUUUUCCAACUAGGCAGAGUGUACAGGAUGGUGGAGUUUAUCUACCACAUUACCCGCACAUGGAAGGAACAAGAUCCUGAGAAGGUAAAAGACAUUUCUCUCAAAGCCAUUGAGCAGAAGAGGGAUGCGGCCAUCUUGGGGCUGGUGGAUGGUUUCCUGGAGUCGACCUUACAAUUAUUGCUGCAGCUUUACCUUACCGUCCGUGCCUACGUGCCUCUGGAUGAACUUAGAGUGUUGGCACUGCUGACAUCAUGGUUCUCAACAGCUCUGACGGUGACGUCAUAUUACCGUACCGUGAGGCGGGCUAUGAAUGACAGAUACAAUGUCCGGUAUGGUCCCUCUGCACUGUAUAUGGCCUAUCGACUGUUCGAGCUCGGACCAAGGCUUCUGUUGCUGGGUCUGUGUGUUGCCUACUUCCUGAAUAUUCUGUUAGGAGCUGUUGCUUUGCAUGUGAUUGUCAUGUUCCUCAUGCACCUGUACAUCAACCCCCGUCUCACUGGCGUAUGCAAUGGGCAGAUCUGUCGCACUGUUUUUCUGCUGUUGAUCAGCUUCAUCAGUGUGUUUUGUUUUAUAAACCUGAAGGACAGAAAGACACUGUGGAUAAUGGUAUUUUAUUAUGCAGUGUUCUAUGUGGAAAACUUUGCAAUAAUGGGUGUGUUGGUGGGCCUUACUCAGGCGGGGAUUAUCUUCUACUCCCCCUGGUAUUUUACAGCUUACUCUGUCAUCCCUGGGUUCGUCCUUCAUAUGUUGUGUCUCUCGCUGUACUACAAGUUCUGUCACCCUCAGAAAACACGCUGCAAGAAUCAGUCUCCACUAUACAAAACAAGUACAGAGCUGAUACAGAAAAAUGCAACUCCUUUCCGACAGGGAUCUCUUGGGAACCUUUCCUCUCCGCAUGAAAAAGAGGAAGAAGAUCCUCUUUACAGGGAAUCUCAUAAUGAAGAACUGAUUCAUCAGCUACUACAAAGUAAAGAGGCAUCUGCUUUGUACAUAUCUAGAAGCAACUCUGUGGAUCAAGAACUACGCACAGACGAUCCUUCCACAGACAAAAAUCAACCUUGUGACUUUUCUCCAUGUAAUACUCAAGAUAAUUCAUCAUCAUCAGUGUUACAAAGAAACCAUGUUUCUGGGAAAGAGAAUGGCCUCUCAGAACAAAGACUCUUGCCGGUUUGGUGUAAAGUGUACUAUACCCUACACUACCAGAGUAUUAACCGUGGUGUCGUCUACACUACCAGGGUAUUAUUUACAGGAGAGCUCUCACGACUACGCCUAGCGGAGUACAUUUACAACAUGUACCAGGGAUGGAAAAGUAAGAGAAAAGAUGAGAAACGAAUAGAAAAAGCGGAAGUGGAAUUACGGGAUGCCGCAAUUUUGGGCCUGUUGGAGGGAUACAUGGAAACUGCCCCAAAGUUCCAGUUACAAUUGUAUCAGUGGUUUACAACUGAUUUCAAAACUAGGACAAGAGAUUUGUUUUUGUUGAUCUCCUUGGCAUCUAUAUCGAUCUCGGUGACCUCUUGCUACAUGACGCACCGGAAGUUAAAGCAGGGGCGGAAGUCAGUGACAUUUUUGGCAUGGGUGUUGUACCUAGCGAUGCGACUGUGUGAACUUGGGCCCCGUCUUGUCUUAUUAGUGUUGUGUUUUAGGUUCGUUGGCUUGAGUACGACGCUGAUAGGUGUCUUUUUCCAUUUCGUGCUCAUGUUCGUGCUCAAUGCAUAUCACGUGAAGCCGGAGAACAAUCAGAUGUGUGACCAACGCUGUUCGCGCUUCUUCUACAUCUUCCUGAGCUACGUGGAGAUCUACAGCUUCAUCAACAUGAAUCAGGAAGAAUCCAAACAUACGUCACUAAUCUAUUACGUCAUAUUUUACUUGGAGAAUGCUGUGAUGGUGUCAUUAGUGUUAGGUCUGACGUAUAGCGGAAUCAUGCCGUGUAUGACUUGGUGUAUGUUCUCGUAUUCAGCUAUCCCAGGUUUUGUGUUACACCUACUCUUCCUGUGUCUGUACUAUUCCUGUCUCCACUCGUCACGCAACAGAUUAGACCACUGAUCGUCUAACAUAUAACAGCUGUAUUAAAGGAGAGAAACAAAGAUUGUGUACAUUCAGUUCCAUGCCAAAACCCUUUUACAUUGGUGUGUUCGAUGAUUUCAUAGCAACAUACUAUUCGAAGUCUGUAGCUAACCUACAAACGCAUUCUUCGAAAGUAUUUAACACACACACGACACUGUUAUACCAUUGUUCAGAACUCAUUUCUUACUUGUGAAACCUUUACCUCAGAUUACAACUGUAUCUAAUUCGCGACCUCCGACAAUGAAGAAUAAAUAUACUGCCCCCAUAGCAACACUUCAGACUUUUUUUUUAUCUUUUCUACUUUCUCUUUCCUUUCUCCUCUCUUCCCCUUGGUGUCUUAACGAUCCCUUAACGAUGUGUAUUUCACAAAAAAUAUAAAAGUACUUUUAAGUACUAAUUAAUUUCACGUAAAAAGAGUAAAAUGUGUAUAAUAUGUGUCAUGUCACUGCUCAAAAGUGUGACAGUGACUGACGAGGUUCAGGCCAACCUUGGGGACUGAGAAAUACACCAGCAAAGACUACUAGCAGAAUAACCGCGUAAACAGUAUUGUAUCAGACACUUGUUAUUAGACUUUUGACAAUGAAUAUUGACGAUUUUAAUCACGUCCUAUGUUAAACAACGAUAUAAAUAUUA